Messenger RNA from Saccoglossus kowalevskii, 789 nucleotides. RefSeq lists its product as uncharacterized. The record is from RefSeq and is a predicted model, not a curated record. NCBI's taxonomy places the organism in Eukaryota, Metazoa, Hemichordata, Enteropneusta, Harrimaniidae.
AUGGGAGUUGUGAAAUCUCGGAGCACCCCAUACCAUGCCCAGGGCUUUGGGAUCACAGAGCAAUUUAAUCAGACGUUACUUGGUAUGUUGGGAAUGCUGUCCAACACUGACAAGCAGAACUGGAAACAGCAUGUUAGUACAGUGACUCGUGCGUAUAAUUGCAUAAAGCAUGAUGUGACUGGUUACACCCAGUAUUUCCUCAUGCAUGGGCACCACCCUCGUUUGCCUGUGGACAUAUACUUGGGCUUGGUCACUGAGGAUGAACAGGCAGAGGACAUGGAUGAGUAUGUGAGAAAUUGGCAGCACAGUCUUGAUGAAGCUUAUCAAAUUGUAUCACUUCGUAUGGACAAAAAGUGCCUCAUCAGCAAGUCAUACUAUGAUAGGAAGGCCAGGCAGUCUGAACUCUCGCCUGGAGACCGUGUAUUAGUGCGCAAUGUCAAGGUGCGUGGCAAGCACAAGCUCGCUGAUCAAUGGGAGAGGGAUCCAUUUGUCAUUGUCAGGCAAGAUGAUCGUGGUAUACCUGUUUAUGUAGUUAAGCCUGAGAGGGGUGGCAAGGUACGGAACCUGCAUCGUAACUUGUUACCGUUCCAUGCACUGUCAAGGCCCAAAAAAGCACGUCCAAUGAGAAGGGAACUUGUCGAGCCAGUCAAAAGAGCAAGGAAGCCAAGGACUAGAGCGUUGCACCGGACUACACAGGCAUCAUCUGAAGCUGACUGUGACACUGAAGACACGGAUGCAGACUCUGACCGUGGGUACAUUAUUACUUACCCGCAUGAGCAGUGUGCUUAG